CCCCUGAGUAUAAGGCCUGUGACCGACCAGGGGCGCUGUUGGGAUGUUUUAAGUCUUUAGUUGAGUAAAAUGGACAGACUUGUUACAAACUGCGCCUAAUUCAGUCACACCGCAGAUAUGUGAGUGUAAAACAUUGAAGAGACGUGGACAAAGAGGAACCAACGACCAGCAGGUGCUCAGGAUGGCUCAGCAGCUAAACAAUGAAGAAGGGACCACAUUAAUUCCUCCACUAAAAGCUGCCGGAGAGCCAAGAAGUUCAGCGAUAUCUGCGUCUUUUAAUUUUAUCAAUUCCAUUAUAGGAUCUGGAAUAAUAGGUUUACCAUAUGCAUUGAACCAGGCAGGGCUCCCCUUUGGCCUUCUGCUUUUGAUAGUUGUUGCGUUCAUCACAGACUACUCAAUCAUCUUACUGAUCAAAGGAGGCAACCUGUCAGGCACAAACAGUUAUCAGUCACUGGUGCAAAGCACAUUUGGUUUUCCUGGAUUUCUGAUUUUAUCUGGGCUGCAGUUCCUUUAUCCUUUCAUUGCUAUGAUUAGCUACAACAUCACAACUGGUGACACACUGACCAAAGUAUUUCAGAGAAUACCAGGAGUUGGUCCAGAUCACAUACUUGCAGAGCGUCACUUUGUGAUCUUGCUAUCAACCGUUGCAUUCACGCUGCCUCUCUCGCUUUAUCGAAACAUAGAGAAACUUGGAAAGGUGUCCCUUCUGUCAAUGGUGCUGACACUUACCAUCCUCAUCAUUGUAAUCAUCAGAGCAGCUACCUUUGGACCCCAAAUCCUCCCCACAGAGAAUGCAUGGGCAUUUGCAAAGUGGAAUGCAAUCCAGGCAGUUGGUGUAAUGUCUUUUGCUUUUAUAUGCCACCACAACAGCUUUCUUAUCUAUGGUUCUCUGGAGCAGCCCACGCAAGCUAACUGGUCCCGGGUCACCCACAUGUCUGUAGGCUCUGCGCUAAUAUUCAGUGCAGCAUUUGCUGUUGCUGGCUAUACCACUUUCACUGGCUACACACAAGGAGACAUAUUUGAGAACUACUGCAGAAAUGAUAACCUGGCAACAUUCGGUCGCUUCUGUUUUGGCCUCAGCAUAAUAACCACAUUUCCACUGGAGUGUUUUGUUACACGAGAGGUGGUAUCCAAUGUCAUUUUCAGUAGGGAUCUUUCAAAAGCUGAACAUGUGACCAUAACGUUGCUCAUAGUGGCAGUUUGCGCAUCAGUGUCUUUAGCCUUUGACUGUCUGGGAGUUGUUUUGGAGCUGAAUGGUGUUCUGAGCGCCACACCUCUGAUCUUCAUCAUUCCAUCUGCGUGCUUCCUCAAACUUUCCACCGGCCGCUGGUUCGAGGGUGAAAACUUGAUACCCACCAUCUUGAUAUUAAUUGGCGUGUUUGUAAUGAUAACUGGCUUGACCAUGACUGGCCUCUACCCUCAAGACUGUUCACACGGUGUGGAGAUGUUCUACUGUGCAGACGCCAAUGUCUCUGGCACUGUGCAACCUGUAUGAAAUUAACAUCGACCAAAUAUUUCAUUGUCUUCAACACUUACACUAUAUGGCAAAAUCGUAUGUAUGUGGACACCCCUGUUCACAUGCCUUUAUUUACUUGAUCUGGGGCUUUUUCAUGGUUUGGGCUAUAGUCUCCUUAAUUCCAGUUAAGGGAAAUCUUAAUGUUACACCAUACAAUGAUAUUUCAGAAAAUAGUGUGCUUCCAACUUUGUGGCAACAGUUUGGGGAAGAUCUUUUCCUCUUUCAACAUGACAAUGCCCCAGUGCACAAAGCCAGGUCCAUAAAGAAAUGUUUUAUUGAGUUUGGUGUUGAAGAACUUGACUGGCCUACACAGAGCCCCGACCUUAACCCUAUUAACGCCUUUGAGAUGAAAAGGAAGCAGUUAUAGGAGCAUAUUAAUGGCCAUGGCUUUGGAAUGAGAUGUUCAACAAUCACAUAUGGUGUAAUGUUAAGGUGACUUUUGGCCAUAUAUUGUACUUGUGUUGUAUGUAUAUUAAUUUGUUGUUUUUCUUUUGGAAUUAAUAGUCUGUCUUGAUAUUUAUUAUUCUAAUUUAAUUGUAUCACACAGAAGGGGAAUUGGUCGUUUCCAUAUCCAGCCGCACGAUGUCACUGUAGACAAAUAAAACACUUAAGGAAGUA
This is a messenger RNA of Siniperca chuatsi (mandarin fish), 2134 nucleotides long. RefSeq names its product solute carrier family 38 member 11 (gene slc38a11). The coding region runs from base 182 to 1495 and encodes 437 amino acids. The record is from RefSeq and is a predicted model, not a curated record. Lineage: Eukaryota; Metazoa; Chordata; Actinopteri; Centrarchiformes; Sinipercidae. The transcript is spliced from 12 exons. Gene Ontology annotation, biological process: amino acid transmembrane transport. Gene Ontology annotation, molecular function: amino acid transmembrane transporter activity.